CAGCAAGUUAAUCACCCGUCCUAGCACCCGAAACCCGUUGCACAUCUCCCAAUCAAUCGCGGCGGCUCUCAUCUUGCCGACUCACCUCAUCCGCCUCGUGGCACGCAAGAUGGACGCCCUUCAGCUCAAGGUCGAUUCCAUCAGCGGCGAGGUGAGAGAGAUUAGCGUCGCGCUUAAGGGCUAUCUCGAACAUGGCCUUGCCUCGGGUCGCAAGGUGCAGCCGCCGAGGACGAAGGCUGGGAGAGACUUGCUGCAACAUCUCUUGGGCCGCCUCGACCAGGUGUCUACCGGCUUGAAUAAUGUCCGGGAGCUAGCCACGCCUCAUGGUUCGCCCACGCCGUCGUCGGUUCGCGGCUCCGACACGCCUCUAUCAUCAUCAUCAGCCUCCCUUCCUCUUUCCAAGCGGGUCCUCCAGUCUCCAGCAGCACAGGCCGAGCAUCCAGACCCGGCCGCCCAGCGCAACAUUGGCAUCCACUCGGCGGCUCCCGCCCCGGUCCCGGCUGUGGUGCGGUCCCCAGACACGGAAUGCAAAUCGGCUUUGGCGCCGCCCAUCAAAGAGGCUCCCUCCGCCGCCAUCCGCGGGCGCGAUCACGGCCUCCACCCUCAGGCUCCCUACGGGAUCACGUUGAGCAACGGCGCCGUCUAUCGGAGCCCGGUGCCGUCCGAGCAUGAUGCAUCCCCCCUCUUCGAUUGCACUUACCAAGACAUUCAUGUCCUGAACGAGGAGCUCUUCGAGAUCUACUCGAGCCAUCCAGCUGUCCAGGAUGUCGGCUACUUCAAGAUCCAAGUUCGGGAUCUCCCACCACUCAAUGUGCAGAAGAUGGCUCGCCCCGGAAAAGAUCAUGCGACCUCAUUUACCUACAAGGUCGACCGGCUGGGCCUCGUCAAGAUCGAUACCGGCAGGCGGUUCAAGUUUUCGUCGCCUAACCUCCCUCUUCCCGUGAGUGCCAAGACGGAAUGGUCCCUGGAGGAGCAGAAGGAGCUGUGGAAUUCCUCCGCUGCGAAUCCGCCCAAGGGAACUUGGCCAUACAUCAUUGGAAAUCCCCUGUUCGAGGAUGUUGAGCUGUCUCCCGGCGAGAAGCUACGGCGUAGAGGCCGCACCAAACUCGAGGGCAUCAAUACUCAAUAUGUCUACUUCAACCUCACCGGAAAGACCCUUACGACAAUGCACAGGGAAGACGCGCAUGUGCGGUCCGAGAACCUCCUCCGCUCCGGAGAGCACAAAUUCUGGUGUUUUAUCAAGCCUGCCUCUGCCAAGAAACUCGAAGAGAGGAUGGCCAUUGAAUACCCCGAAAUGCGUCACUGCUCGCAAGCCGUGAGGCACCUCAGCCGAUUCAUCCCGCCUUCUAAAUUGGACGAAUGGGGAAUCGAAUAUACUCUCGAUUACUGCGUCCCCGGACAGGCCAUCGUGACAGAGCCGGGGACUUAUCAUCAGGUCUUGAAUCUCGGUCCUAACUACGCCAUUGCCAUCAACCUCGAAUAUAACUCAUCACCGGAUAUGCCCCCUGAUUACCGGUUUUGUGACCGGAAUUGCCCCGAUAAGUUUGCUAUGUCUGCGGAAGACUUCCAAAUCUAUGACAAGCCGCCGUCGGAGCUCGAACGCCGGCUACCUGGCACCCCCGAGACGACGGGGUCGCAAGAAGGACAUGCAGCCCCUGCCGCUGGUUGCGUUUCUGGACCACGAGCCGAGCCCGCCGGCUCGCAGCUCACGCAGUCGGCCACUCCGCCGCCUGAACCUGGCGCGUCGCAUACGGGACACACAGCGACAGGACGGGUAGCGGACGUGGUUGUAGAAAGAGGGGAGGUGUCGACGACAUCAGUGGAUGCACCAAGGGCCCAAGCUGAUGCCCGUCCGGCUGAAAGGAGCACGUCAUUCAGAUCUGCCGAGCAACCUACCAACUCACCCCGAGUGGCCGCCGAGACCGGUGACUUGACACCUCGAACGCAGCCGCAACAGCUCGCUCCGGAUGUUGUCGCGAAACCCGUCACGAUCGUUCCGCAGCAACCCCCGUUCGCUACCCAUGCCAAGAUCCAAUCUGUUUCAACCGGCGGAAAGAAGGAGGAUUUGCCACCUUUCCGGAAGACCGCGAGAAUGAUUAAUCCCAACAGGGACCAUGACGUGCCGAGUCCGAGACCUUCCAAGAAGCUACGAGUGGAAACACCAUCAGCAGCCGUAUCGCAAAACUUGCCCGUCAAAAGCGCCCUUGAGCGCCUUUCCACGCUCCUCAAGGCUCGUGAGGCUGCUUUUGCUGGAAGCCUGACGGCCGAUAAACUCGGCGGUAAGCCGUCGUUCGAGCGCCUCGCGCACUUGGUUCGAGAGUGGAGACGGUAUUCCAAGUCAGCGCCGACGGUGUUGGGCAGGUUUGGGCUCGUCAAAUCCGUCGAGGAGUCGGCCCACGGAUAUCCGGAACUGCACGUCUUCCUCUCGCGCUUCUUCAAGAUGAAGCUGGCACUCUGUGUUGAGUUCGCGGUGACCCGGCCAGGGCACCUUACGCCACACAACUAUGUGAACGGGAUGCUUCAGUCCCUGGGCUGGGACGAAACGAAGCGGUCGCAGCUUGAUGACUGCUUGCGCGAAGGGAAGUGUUGGGCGACGAUUUGCGGGGAAUAUGACGGCCUCCUCUGCCUCAUUCCGCACGACCUAGACUGCACGGAAUUUGCCCUGUUCAAGGGCGAAGUGGCGCGCUUGCAUACGGAACUGGACAACGAGUUCGUUCGGCGGCUGUGCAGCGUCGGUGCGAUCCUGCAGAAAUACAUCUGGGAAUGCUUGGAGCUACCCGAGUUCAUCUGGGAGAGCAUGACGACCACCUACCUCUCGGUCGACCAGAUCUCUCCCCUUCUCGCCCCGUUCCGCCUGCUCAAGCAGAAUCACUACAAUAGCCGGAGCGGGUAUCUCUGGCCUCGGCCGGCCGGCUGGGAUUGGGACUGGCCGUCGGACCCCAGCCUAGUCAGACCUGGCGACAAGCUGUGCAGCCUCUGCCCGCGCAAGAAUUGCCGCUGUGCCGAGGUCAAGAUUCCGCAGAUCCCGCGCAUCUCGGACGACACAACAAAGGGACCCGGCAUCCGGUCGGUGGGCACGCACAAGGCAAAUGAUAUCCUGGGCGAGCUGGUCGGCGAGCUGGUGCCGCCGGGCUCCUGCCCCGGGCACUGGACCAUGCCGCUCCGGCGGCCGGAUCUGGAUGACGAGACGGUGGCGGAGAUCUAUCCCGGCCGGAUGGGCAACUGGGUGCGCAAGGUCACCCACAGCACGGACCCGUCAGCCGCGUUUAGGGUCAUGAAGAUAUCUGGGCGGUGGAGGCAGAUGCUCGUGGCCGUGAGGGCCAUCGGAGACGGCGAGGAGAUCACGGCCAAGUACGGGAACGGGUAUCUCAAGGAUCAGCCUUAUUCUCUCGUCGAGGGGCUGCAUUGAACGGAUUUGCGGGCAGAGUACGGUGGGCGUUUAAUGUUGGUUUGAUUCAAGGAUGGAAAAGUAGGCGGCGUUUCUCGCAUUGUGGUGUUAUCUUGUCUCGGGAAUCCUGGCUUCUCUGGGAGGGCGUUAUUCUGCUCGUCAUUGGCGCUCAUGGUUUCUGGCUUUCUCAAUGUCUCAAAGCCCUGAAAGCGGCAUAUAGCCAUUCGGCGGGGGGAUGGUACAGUA
This is a messenger RNA of Thermothelomyces thermophilus ATCC 42464, 3634 nucleotides long. RefSeq lists its product as uncharacterized. Gene Ontology annotation, molecular function: protein binding; histone demethylase activity. The record is from RefSeq and is a predicted model, not a curated record. Gene Ontology annotation, cellular component: nucleus. Gene Ontology annotation, biological process: chromatin remodeling. Lineage: Eukaryota; Fungi; Ascomycota; Sordariomycetes; Sordariales; Chaetomiaceae. The coding region runs from base 110 to 3409 and encodes 1099 amino acids. The transcript has a single exon.